Molecule: messenger RNA, 1187 nt
Organism: Schistosoma turkestanicum
Lineage: Eukaryota; Metazoa; Platyhelminthes; Trematoda; Strigeidida; Schistosomatidae
Source: the annotation of a GenBank genome assembly
UGCAUAUUAGAUUUUUAAAUUUUAUGUGAUGAAGUUGUGAAUCUUUUUAUACCUGUCAAUUUUAAAGAGAUUUUUGGCAUAAACAGUACUACUUGAAUGAAUUUGAAUGUUUAUUUGAAAAAAGUUAUAUUCUUAAUAAUUAAGUGAAAACCGAAUGAUUCUGAUCGGAUUGUUUCGGUAAUAUGUAUAUCCAUAUAUUUAUUUAAUGAAUUACUUCAGAAAUAGAUAUACAUUGAUCAAAUUAUAAAUAUUUAAAUGAUAUAAAUAAUAAGAAAAAUUUUUUCAUAUCAAUGUCAUACGCAUUUGAUUUGCACGAAAGUAUUUACGGUUCUGAACAAUACAAUAAUAAUAAUAAUGAUAAUAAUACAAUCAACGGUAAAAUUUCAUCUAGUCGAACAACAACACCAUUCAAACAAAAUGGUUAUAUGAAAAAAUUCAUACAACAAAAUGAUAUGAGAAAAACAAAAAAAUCAAGUCCAUUAAUUUCUGUGAAUGGUACUGGAGGAGGAAUAGGUGAACAACGAUUUGAUGUACAUUUUAAAGUAUUAUUACUUGGUAAUUCCGGUGUUGGGAAAACAUCAAUACUCAGAGCUCUUGUUGGUGAAACAUUUUAUCAUACUACUAUUUCUACGAUUGGUAUUGACUUAAUUAAACGAAUAUUCACAGUUGAUAAUCAUCGUAUACAAUUGGAAAUAUGGGAUACAGCAGGUCAAGAACAAUAUCAUUCUAUUGUCUCAUUACACUUUCGAGAGGCUAAAUGUUUCAUUAUUGUUUAUGAUGUAACAGAUACAGAAUCAUUUGAAAAAAUACGUAAAUAUUGGCUUGGAUGUUUAGAUGAGCAUAUGGAAGAUGCAGUACCGGUGUUUUUUGUAGCUAAUAAAAUUGAUAUGAUAAAAGAUAAAAAAGUGUCAACGGAAGAAGGUCAACAAUUAACUUCUCAACAAGCAGCUCAUGGAUUCUUUGAGACAAGUGCGAAAACCGGUAAGAAUAUACAAAAUUUAUUUCAAGCAGUCGCUGAGUGUAUGGUAUCUACAUGGGGUGCUCCAAAACGCUGGUAUGAAAUAAACCCUGUGGGUAAUGAUAAUUUAGAUCCGUGGUCGAAUUCUUAUACUCAACGUUACAAGGAUACCGUUCAAUUAGAUCAGAAAAGAAUUCAUAAUAAAGUACAAUGUUGUUUAACACAUUAA